Molecule: messenger RNA, 743 nt
Organism: Misgurnus anguillicaudatus (oriental weatherfish)
Lineage: Eukaryota; Metazoa; Chordata; Actinopteri; Cypriniformes; Cobitidae
Source: RefSeq, a predicted model, not a curated record
AUCAUAUAAUUUCUCAUUUACUUUGUGCCUGGUCAAUGACUGCCGAGCACCUUGGAUAUCAGCUGAUAGUGACAUGUGAUGAAGUCGUAUGAACACAAAACAAAUCUUAGGUAUGAUUAACUUUUUGAGGAAAAAAAACAAGCAUUAAUAAGAGAGUAUAUUUCAAUACUAAUCAUAUAAUUUCUCAUUUACUUUGUGCCUGGUCAAUGACUGCCGAGCAACGUUGAUGUGAUGAAGUUAUACUCGAGGACAAUUCUGACAUUAUGCCUUCUUGAAAACUUAAGACUACUUAAGCUGACCCUCCUCCUUCUGGAUCCUCCUCCCUCUGGACCCCCCUGCCUCUGGACCCUCCUCCCUCUGGACCCUCCUGCCUCUGGACCCUACUCCCUCUGGACCCUCCUGCCUCUGGACCCUCCUCCCUCUGGAUCCUCCUCCCUCUGGACCCCCCUGCCUCUGGACCCUCCUCCCUCUGGACCCUCCUGCCUCUGGACCCUCCUCCCUCUGGACCCUCCUGCCUCUGGACCCUCCUGCCUCUGGACCCUCCUCCCUCCAUCAGAUGACCAAACAUUUGGAAAUGAGACAAACAGACCCAGUUCCUGUUGCUGUGAAGGUCAUCGCACCACUGAUCUACAGGUUGUCCUUCAACGUGAUGCCUAGCCGAUGCGCGACCAACGAUCACCGGCUGAACCAGUUUAAUCCACUUGCCCGCUUCCUAUCCCUACCAUAUCAAUAUCAAUAUAUAU